Messenger RNA from Malania oleifera, 1340 nucleotides. RefSeq names its product gibberellin 2-beta-dioxygenase 6. Bases 68 to 1126 code for a protein of 352 amino acids. The record is from RefSeq and is a predicted model, not a curated record. Gene Ontology annotation, molecular function: dioxygenase activity. The transcript has 3 exons. NCBI's taxonomy places the organism in Eukaryota, Viridiplantae, Streptophyta, Magnoliopsida, Santalales, Ximeniaceae.
GUGUGUGUGUGUGUGUGUGUGUGUGUGUGUUAGUCUCGCUGCCCACUGCAGAGGUUACCAACAGACCAUGGCAGCAGUCACUGAGAAGGCCGGAGAAGAAGGGGGAGAGAUGAAGAAGAUGAUGUCCGGGUCGGGUUUCGAGUCUUACCCCCCUGCGCUUCGCCCGACCCACGAGAGCGUUGAGUCCGACGAGCACGGUGAAGAGGUGGAGGGUCCGGACACUGUGCCGGUCAUCGACGCAGAGAGGCUGGACCCGGGGAAGCUGGGGGAAGCCUGCAGGGAGUGGGGAGUGUUCCGGUUGGUGAACCACGGAAUGGGUUCGACCCUUUUGAGCGAAAUCCGGGAGCGGGCGAAGGAGGUGUUCGGGCUGCCCUUUGAGACGAAACGGGCCCUGUUCGCCGCCACGAACCCGCUGUCGUACUUUUGGGGCACUGCCGCCCUCGCCCCAUCCGGGUCAGCGCUGUCGAGGGGCAACCAUGACGCGGACCGGGUCGAAGGGUUCAAUGUUCCUUUGGGUCAGCUGUCCCAGUUCCGAGCUGGAGAUCCCCUGAUUGAUUCGUUCAGGGAUAUGCUAGAAGAGUAUGGAAGGCAUCAAGCUAGGCUUGCAAGGACCAUUUUUGAGGCAUUGGCCAAAAACCUCAAGUUGGAUCCGAAACAAUUGGAUUCCCAUUAUAUGGCUGAAUCCACGGGCAUAAUACGGGUCUACCGCUACCCGGCCCGCUCCAGCGGUACUCGGGCGCUCGGGUUGGAAGAGCAUACCGACAGCUCCGUUUUGUCAAUACUGAACCAAGACGACGUCGUUGGUGGGCUUCAAUUCCUGAAGGACAACGAAUGGCUCCACGUCAAGCCCGUACCCGACACACUGGUUGUCAAUAUAGGUGACAUGAUGCAGGCGAUGAGCGACGACGAGUACAGGAGCGUGAAACACAGAGUAGUGGGGAACAAGCAAAGGGAGAGGAUCUCAAUUUGCUACUUCGUGUUCCCGGCGGAUGAAGGCACAAUUCGAAGCUCAAGGUACAUACCUUUCUCUUACACUGAUUUUCGUGCACAGGUGCAGAAAGAUAUAAGGCAGUUGGGCUCCAAGAUUGGCCUCCAACGUUUCAAGCUUCCCACCGCAGUGGAUUGAUAUUACAGAUUACAACUUUUCAUGUCUACAAAUAUCCUAAGCGACUCAAAGGAUCACUCCGGAUUCGGUUCCAGUGAGAGAUGAUGCCUUAUCAUUAUUAUUAUUAUUAUUAUUAUUAUCAUUUUAAAUGUUUCGCCUGCUAUUUCUCGACCCAAACAAAAGAUUAAGGAAGCCAAAUGAAUAAAAUUUAGCAGUUAAGAAAAUUAACUAAAAA